CAUUUUUUGCACGUUCGUUAAAAAAAAUCACUUUCCUCCUUUUUCUUCUGCUCUUGUUUGCUUUAGUUUUCAAUAUCUUACGCGCCCGCCAGUCAACGAAAGCAAGCAAAAGUUAUUACUUCCUGCAAUAGAAUUUUAUUGUCCGUGCGUGUGUCGUAAAUACGCGAGUUCGGAGGAAAUAUUCACCGAAAAAAAAGGAAAAAAUCAAGAUAACAUUGAGUGAAAAGAAAAAACGAAAAAAAUUGUAAAAAAUCUGUAAAAUUGUAGUUUUUCGUGACGAAAAAAGAAAUUUACUUACAAAAAUGAUUGAAGUGUGAAAAAAAGUGUCGAAAAACAAGUACCAGACGUCGUCACAGAAUGAAAUUUUAGUGAAAAAACACCGGCAUCAAUUUCAUUAAAUAUUUACGAAAUAUUUAUUUAUUUAUUUCGCAUCACAGAAAAGUGUGUCUCUGAAGUAAAAAGACACGACGGACUAGAAAAAUAUUUGAAUAAAUUUAAAAUAGUGAAAAAUAUCGAGGAAUGCAAAGUUUUGUCGUAGCAGACGAUAGUUGUUUUAUUGCAAAUUGAACAAGGGAGAGACAGUUUUAUGAAAACAUCGCCGCAGACUUUGCCGACUGAAAUUGUUAGAAAAGAUCAAAAUACGAAGAAAACCUCAAAUUAGCUGCCAAAAUGGCAUUAGUGAUGCUGCCAUGUGAUCUUCCUUGGUGGUCUGUCGUGCAAAAAAGACUGACUGCCAUUGAGGCGACAACCAAUCUUGACACCGUGCUCGACAACAUGCUGAAAAUUCACGAUUUGUGCAAUGUUAGCUUGGAUCCAGAUGAGGAGGAACGCGAUUCACACAUGCUCGAUGGCCUCAAAAAUUUCGUAGACGUAGAUUUAAGUGCGGAGGAAAAGACACACUUUGUAACGCAAACCGUAAAGACAAUUGCGCAACACGCAAGACAGCUGAAGACAUAUCGACCGCCGCGGGGACUCUCCUUUAGUUUGCAACAGCAGGCGGAUUCCGUGGAAUUGUCGUAUGAACUUGUUGCGUCAUUGCUUGCGAAUGCCUUCUUCUCUACAUUUCCCAAGCGCACGGAAAAAACACAUCCCACGUUGCAGGAUUUUAAUUUUACGCACUUUUUUAAGGAACUGCACAACAAUUCUCAAAAGGCCAAAUUACGAAGUUUUCUACAGUAUUUCGACUGGUUGUCGACGCAACCGUCUCCGCAAACGGGUUCCCUGAAAAUCUCCCGAAAAAUCAUGACGGGCAAACAGUGGUUGACUAUCGAAGAUUGGCUGGAAUGCACAUUGCCUCUUUGCGCGCUCACGAUAAAGCACGAAGGACGUUUCUCGAAGGCGGAUGACACGACGAUACAAACUGUUUUUGCCAGUACUCGCAUUGGCGGCGACGUUUUAGCGGGAGGAGCAUCUCAAGAAUCCAUCGUUAUGACACAAUUCCCGGAAUUAUUGGCAGUUUUGAUCUACGUCGAAGCGUUGGAAGACAACGAAGCGUUGAUUGUCGAGAAUGCGCGACAAGUAGCUAGAAUAAUUAAUACGAAGGAAAAAGUGAUAUUUGAACGACUCGAUGAACCACAAAAGACAUCAUUCUGUUGUAUCGAUCCGGAAGACUAUCACACGAUAUUCGUAGAGCAGUAUGAAGAAGACAAUAUUUUGCGUGAAUUAAACAAGUGCCUUAUAGGAUAUAGACAAAACACGACGUGCCCCCCAAUUGAGCAUCGAUGCCCGGCGAAGGAGCACAAAGAGCCUCAAGUGAGGGAACACACGGAUUACAGAAGUCGACUAUCUCCUGUUCAAGAAAUUACCACACCAACCGCUGACGUGAGUGCGACAAUCGUCAUCAAACAACCUUCCCAAACGAGUCCGCGUCACUCCAGUUGCGAUUCAAGUCGUCUCGUGAACGACAAGAACAAACGUCGUUCUUACCUUUGUCCUGAUAAUCUCAACAUUGGCGCCGCCAACAUCGGUCCUCUCACACUGAACGAUCGCAAGGGGCGCUUUAUCGUCUUGGGCUCUUCCGGCGAAUGUCUUCCAGUUAAUCGCAAGCCCGUUUCGCACGACAGUCUCUAUUCCAGCUGCGAAUCGAGCAACGACGAGUUCCACAGUGCGCACGAAAGUCCCGAACCCAAUUCCGAAGACGAAGAAGAUGAUUUCAUGAAACGCUACACGAAUGAACUCGACACGCCCGAAAGACGCAUGAGUUUUGCCAAAAAGCUGCGAGAUGCGCUGAAAUCGUCAGAUUUGAGUUUUUGUUCGGACAGCAGUAUCGAUGAGAAUUAUGCCGUUGGAAUUAGUAUAGCGGGUUCGCAGACAAAUGAUCCGAAUAUAACGUUGAGAAGAGGAGCUGGGUCACGUGGUUUCAUGUUGGAUGACUCGAUUGACGACGAGUUUUACAAGGAUUCGUUGCAGGAGGAGAAAGAAUGGGUAGAAAAGUUCAAGGGAAAGCAAAAUGGACCGAUUCAGCGCAAAGAUACAGGAAAAUCGUCGGAAUAUAGUUUUAGUACGGAAUUUAGUUCAGAGCUGGAGGAAGUUUAUGAGCAAUUUUCCAAAUGGCUCGAAGACCCGAUCGACAAAGACCAACCACGUGAAUUAGACCCACGUGAUGCAGCGGUUCUCAGAUUUGCAAGUUCCCUCCUUAAACGCACCUUAAGCGAGUCCUUUGUGGGUGUGCCAUUGACUGACGGUUGUGUUUCGAGCACGGGUGUCUCUGCCGAAGAGAGCUCCAUACAGAGCUACCAGCAGAAACGCAACAAAAUGAUACUUAAUGCGCGAUCCUUGUCUUUAGAGUUAGCCAAACACAAACAUAGAUUAGCUGCACAAUUGAUUUCGCAGAUGGCGGAGAAGAAAAAGACAAACGCAAAUCUCAAAACUGUCGUUACGGGAAAUUGGGGUUGCGGAAGUAGACUUAAAGGCGACGCACAAUUAAAAUUCGUUCUUCAGUGGAUGGCUGCUUCAGUUGCUGGUUGUGACAUUGUCUAUUACACUGCGGGGCAUCAACUCCUGUUAAAAGUUGACACUGUUCGUCGCGUUUUAAUCGAUCGAAAAUGGACAGUAGGUGAAUUGGCAUCGGCGGUAUUGCAACAUGCCCGUGAGACGUUAGAUGAUCAAGCGAGCGGUGUCAUGUGUAGUAUAAGACCCGUUUGCUUCUUUGAUAAGUUAUUAGGCCUUGAAGCAUCGAACUCUGUGACGGAAUAGAAAACGGAGCUUCAAUAUGUCUUCCUUCUUAUGAUAUUUUAAGUGAUUUUGACGUUUUGUUGCGAGAAAUUUUAAAACUGAAGGAAAUGUGAAAAAAAAAAUCAAAGUUGGCUUACUAAAAAAGUGUCUGAAAUAGUUUGAUUUGCAUUGUUCAGACAAUAAAAUUGUCAAAAAUUAAAAGUCUUUAAAAUUUAAAGGGAUAAAAGUAAAGAUAUUGAGGUUAGAAAUAAAAUUUAAAUAA
Molecule: messenger RNA, 3436 nt
Organism: Culicoides brevitarsis
Lineage: Eukaryota; Metazoa; Arthropoda; Insecta; Diptera; Ceratopogonidae
Exons: 11
Coding region: 670-3195 (841 amino acids)
Biological process (GO): regulation of DNA repair; nucleotide-sugar metabolic process; ATP generation from poly-ADP-D-ribose
Cellular component (GO): nucleus; cytoplasm
Molecular function (GO): poly(ADP-ribose) glycohydrolase activity
Source: RefSeq, a predicted model, not a curated record